This is a messenger RNA of Phlebotomus papatasi, 3144 nucleotides long. It is a transcript of the gene frj, whose product is annotated as lysophospholipid acyltransferase 7. Gene Ontology annotation, molecular function: lysophospholipid acyltransferase activity. Gene Ontology annotation, cellular component: membrane; mitochondria-associated endoplasmic reticulum membrane contact site. Gene Ontology annotation, biological process: phosphatidylinositol biosynthetic process; lipid modification. The coding region runs from base 61 to 1515 and encodes 484 amino acids. NCBI's taxonomy places the organism in Eukaryota, Metazoa, Arthropoda, Insecta, Diptera, Psychodidae. The record is from RefSeq and is a predicted model, not a curated record. The transcript is spliced from 4 exons.
ACAGUCUCUUGUUUUUCUCAGUGAAUUCUUGUGCAACCCCCAAGAAAAAAGACCAAAAACAUGAGUGAAAGUGCACUAAAUCUUCUGAAUUUGAUAGUAAACAACCGUGAUGAUAUUAUCUACGUGACAGUACUGCUAUCCUGCAUAGCAGUUGGCAAAUAUUAUAGAAAAAUCGCCGACUGUGCGGAGAAAGAGAAAUUCGGGAAUAUCCUGGGAGUUCUCAUCAUUGUCAUCGUUUCCGGCUUCCAUACUCUCCACAUCUUCGUCUCCUUUGCUGCAUCCGCCGGGAUUAUACUCCUGCAUAAACAAUUACAAUGCCACGUUAUUGUCUCCGUUUUUAUGUUCCUAUACCUCCUGUUCUUCCGGAUGACUUACUACUUUGGCCUGCCAUCGCCUCCUGGCCACACAAACCUCAUUCAAAUGGUCCUGACGCUCAAGCUCGUGGGAUUAGCUUUUGAGGUGAAAGAUGCUACAUUGAAGUGCAGAAAAGCUUCCAAGGAGGAAUACGAACAGAUCCCUUACCAUGAAAAAGAAUUAGCCGAAAUAACUCCAAAAAAUAUCUUUGGGUACUGUUUUAACUAUGUUGGAGUCCUUACUGGACCCUAUCUUACAUAUAGAACCUACAGGGAUUCCUUUGUAGAAACGUAUGCUUCCAAUGAGAAGCGUUUUGAAGCUUGCGACAAGACGACUUUGGAAAAAUUCAAGUCUAUCCCAAUUUUUGUGGCUCUGUACCUUCUAACGAGUUACUUUUGGCCUCUUGGGAGGAUUUUCAAUGAUGAAUUUUACGCUCAGUCGAUUCUUUUGCGAUUGUGGUAUGUUUGGCCGGCGUUUUUCAUCUUCCGGAUGAGGAUGUAUAUCGGAUUGACUCUGAGUGAGUGUGUUUGUUCAGCUGCUGGAGUUGGAGCCUAUCCAACUGUCUUCCAGUCUACGGCUGGAGGAGGUCCGAAAACCAAAGAUCCACAGCUCCUGGAAGCCUGGGAUCAGAGUUAUGAUUUCAAUACCAUCAAGAAUAGCGAUGUUUACACUACCGAAACCUGCUGGACAUUCCGGGAAGCUAUGAAGAGCUGGAAUAUGUGUGUUCAAUAUUGGUUGGCUAUGAAUGUCUACAAACGCUUUCCGAGCCGUAAACUCCGCACAGGAGCUACUCUCCUGGUUUCAGCCUAUUGGCAUGGAGUUAAUCCCGGCUACUACUUUUGCAUCUUCGCGGCACCCUUCUACGUUGCCAUUGAGGAUCUCUGUCUCAAACGACUGAGAUCGUCCAUUCCUAGCUUCCCUCUCUGGCUCAAUGUUUGCGUGUGGAUUAGCAAAUUCUUUGCCUUCUCCUACAUGGCCAUUGCCUUCCAACUGAUCACUUUCCCAAGGAUUUGGAACUACUACAAUUCAGUCCUUCACUUUGGCUACCUCCUUUGGGCCUGCCAAUAUGCAGUGGCUCUUUUCUGGCCAAAGAUCUCCAAAGCGAUUUUUGGCGGAAAGCCCAGAAACAGCGAGAAAGCCAAGGAGGACAAAAGUAGUUAAAGUGGAUCAGGACGAAUCAAGGUGUUUUAGGAUUAUCCGCAGUCGUUAUCCAGGAUUUUAGGUAAUGGAAGGUUUUUGGUAUUAUUAUCCAAUUGUCAUUAUCCAGAUUAUGAGUAUUCUAGUUCACCAAGUUUUUUUCUUACAAUUUAUUUGGCGGUCAUAUAUACCAGUAUCCAACUUAUCCGGGUUAUCCAUGUUAUCCAAACUUGAGCUCAAAACAAAAUCCAUAUUAUUUUGAUAAAACUUCUAGACAAUACUUGAAGGAUUUAAUCGAUUAAUCAAUUGUACGUCUUGAUAUCGCUCCUUGGAAAUUACAAGGGGCAACUCAAUCUGAGCCAUUUUUCAGGAGACAGCAUGAAAGAUUCAACUUUGUAUAAAUAACUAUCUUAAUUAAGUAUGUUAAUAAAAACAAUUUAAUUCCUUUCUAUUUGUAUGAGCAUUAUCAUAAACAUCGGAACAUACAUAUUUUUACCUUUCAAAAUAUGUUUUUUUAUGAGUUAGCUCUUUGUCAUUCUAAAUGAUGCGCAAAUUUUCAUGAAAUUAGAUGAAAUGUUUCACAAAAAUUUGAACGAUAAAUCUAUUUUGUGUUCCUUGACUUCAAACAAAACCGCGCAAGCAAUCAUAAAGAGUAAAAUUUUGAAAAACUUUUCUAAUAACGAAAUUUAUUGACUCAUAUCAUCUGAAAUUUUAUUAAAUUCUCUAUCUGAGUGUAUUAAAACCUCAAAAUCGCCAAAAAGUGAGUUGGCCCCUUGUAAUUUCCAAGGAGCGAAUAUAAUGUAUUUUGAUGUGUCAUAUUAUCCAAGAUUGAAAAGUGUUAUCCGAAUAAUUUACAAGUGAAAAUAUCAUAAAUCUCCAUUAUUGCGGUGAUAAAAUUUGAGUUUCAGUGACAAUUGAACAAUUGCAACAUUUUGAAAGAAUUUGGAUAAAAGUAUUUUUGAUAAAUAUUAUCCAAGUUUCUACAAUAUCACAACUAUGAUUCCGGUUAAAAAUAAAAAUCAUUAGACGCAAAAUUGCAAUUAAUUUAUCCUCUUCGAAUAUUUUAUUUUUAUCCAGAUUUAUUAUCGAAGUUAGAAAUGUUCUUUUGUAUCUGGAUAAACAUUGAAAUUUGGGAUCAGUAUCUUUGGAUAAUAAUCUAUUUAGAAUGAUCAAAAUGUCCCCAAGUGUAUUCCUUAUCAAGAUUCCUUAUCCGGUUUAUCCAUCUUAGAAAAUGUAGAACAAUUUAAAUUCAAAAGACAAAUCAUGAACAAAAAUUCCAAAGUGCAAUAUUUAAAUUUAAUAAAUGUUUGAACUGAAAUUGGCAUUAUUUUUGUGAUUCAUGAUUGGAACAUUUGGUCUAAUUCGUCUAAUUAGUUGUAAAUAACUAAUUAAGCUUGUUAGUCUAAUUAGACUAAUUGUCUGAAUAGAUAAAUUUGUGAAAAAAAUUGAUGACAUUUGCAUUUCUCAUUUAAAAUUUACUUUAGUAGUUUAUUGUAAGAUAGUGAGGAUUAGAAAAGUUAACAUUCUAGUUCUAGUGCUUGCCAUUUCAAAAAAAUAUACAUAAAUAAUUUUUUUUUCUUUAAAAAUCCUCAAUUCUGCGAAUAUGUACAGAAAAAAUGUCUAUAAUUUGUGUAAAAUAAAUUGGUUCUAAAA